Molecule: messenger RNA, 741 nt
Organism: Racocetra persica
Lineage: Eukaryota; Fungi; Glomeromycota; Glomeromycetes; Diversisporales; Gigasporaceae
Source: the annotation of a GenBank genome assembly
GGUGAUAAAAUACAACAAUUAGAGGCUGAAAUUAAAUAUAAUAGAGAUUAUAUGUUGAGAACUCCCCAUGAAGAUGAGAAACAAAAAUGUCGCAAAAUAAUUGAGCGAUUAGAGAAAGAAUUGAGGGGGUUGAGAGGUCAACAAAAUACUCCUUCACCUAAUUAUAGUAGUUCGAGUAAUAGCGGUUCAAAGAGCGGCAGUGGUAAUUACCCAAAUACUCCGAAUUUUAACACUAAUAAUAACGAGGAUAAAGAAAAAAAUAAAAAAAUUAGUCAAUUAGAGGAGGAAAUUGAGCAGUUGAAAAACAACAAGCCACAGAGUUCGCAAAAACAACUUGAAAAUCAGAGAAAAAUUACUGAAAAAGAGCAAGAAUUAUCUGAAUUGAGAAAAAAUGACGAGGAUAAUGACCUAAAUGAACAACUAAUCAAUGAAUUAAUCAAUGAAAUAGAGAGACUGAAAGGUGAGAAUAAAGGCCUAAAAAAUGAAAAAGGCAGGUUAGUAGAAAAAGUUAGUCGGUUAGAAAAAAUAGUUCAACGAUUAGAAAGAGAAAUUGAGGAAUUAAAGGCUGAAAUUCAAGAACUUAAAAAUAAAGAAAAUCGUUCUGAAUAUGAAAAUUAUUAUUUAAGUAGACAGGAAAGUAGAUUAAAUAGUAGUGAAUCAAAAUUAGAGCAGUUAAGAAGCCUUAUUAGCAGUAGUAAUGUUGGCCGAGAAAGUAAUAGUAAUGAUUUCCCAACUGGUUGA